Gregarina niphandrodes is the source of this 1425-nucleotide messenger RNA. RefSeq lists its product as hypothetical. NCBI's taxonomy places the organism in Eukaryota, Apicomplexa, Conoidasida, Eugregarinorida, Gregarinidae. The annotation marks the transcript as partial. The record is from RefSeq and is a predicted model, not a curated record. The transcript has a single exon.
GAACCAGAGUCUCUGAAGGAACCAGAGUCUCUGAAGGAACCAGAGUCUCUGAAGGAACCAGAGUCUCUGAAGGAACCAGAGUCUGCGAAGGAGCCAAGGCGUCUGAAGGAAUCAGAGUCUCUGAAGGAACCAGAGUCUCUGAAGGAAUCAGAGUCUGCGAAGGAACCAGAGCCUCGAGAGGAAGCUGGGUCUGUGAAGGAAGCUGGGUCUGUGAAGGAAGCUGGGUCCCCGGAGAGGGUGGAGUCUCUGGAGAAGGUGGUGUCUCCGGAGAAGGUGGAGUCUCCGGAGAAGGUGGAAUCUCCGGAGGAAGCGGAGUCUGAAGUAGGUGGUAAAUCUCCGACCUGUGGGAAAGUGGAACCUCGAAGCGACGAGAGGCACCGGUGUCAAGACGACGACGACGGUGGCAAGACGGCGGAGCAGGAAGCUGGAGAGUUCGAUUGCCCGUCCACUGGUGAGUUUCGCCAUGAGAUAACGAUAGAAGAGGGCGACGCCACCCGGGCUCCCCUAAUACCGAAUCUUCCAAAGGUUAAUAUUCCCGAAGGUGAAGCAGGUUGCGAUGAAGAGGCAGAUGAGGACCACCCAGGGGGAGAUCACGAUCAAGAGGCAGAUCACGAUCAAGAGGCAGAUCACGAUCAAGAGGCAGAUCACGAUCAAGAGGCAGAUCACGAUCAAGAGGCAGAUCACGAUCAGAAGGCAGAUGAGAUGGUUCCUGCAUCGAGAGAUAAGGAUGACCGUGCGAUACCAGCCGAAUCCGCUGAGGAGAUUGGCGACCAGGCUAUCGGGGAGAUGCCUGCAGGAUUGGCGAUGACAGGUAAGGAAGGUGAGUCGGCGGGCGAUUACUUUAAUGGAAUAGUGAACGACCUAGAUUCUCGGUCGCAGGAAGUACUCAGUUCGGGUGCUGAACUGGCGACAGGUGCUGGUGGCCCAGUCAUAGUGCCUCCCUUACCAGCAAGAGUUAAAAACAUCCGUGCUAGUGGUCGUCAGACGACAGGGGAUCCAACGAGCGGCGAUCAGACUAACCGGCAGACACGGCGUUCCGUGUACUCGGUGCCUGGCAGGAUUUCUGACUCGGAGGAGGCCUCACUAUCUGUUGGGGACAUAAUCUUCGAUGAACCGGAGGCUGCUGAGUUACAGGCAGAACACACAACUUCGGCUUCGUCUACAGUCAGUGACGGCCCCCCGGCGGUUUUUUUCGCGGCGGGGGCGGAGCCGCCGACGCCGGUGAUGAGUCACACGAUCCAUAGCACGUGGGACACACAGAGUGUGUUUGAGGCACGCAAGAACUUCGGGCCGUUCGUGGGCUCGGAGGACGACGGCUCCGACCUCCGCGGAGGCUCCGACCUCAGCGGCGCGAGGCCUGUGCGCUCCUCCGAGGAGGGCGAACGCGAACGAACACGCGUGUGCGAACGCGAUUGUGAAGAGACG